Molecule: messenger RNA, 1527 nt
Organism: Rhagoletis pomonella (apple maggot)
Lineage: Eukaryota; Metazoa; Arthropoda; Insecta; Diptera; Tephritidae
Exons: 1
Coding region: 1-1527 (508 amino acids)
Source: RefSeq, a predicted model, not a curated record
AUGGAAACUUCGAUGAAGACACCACCACCGUUGACAUUCGACGGCUACACAAAGGAAAAAUGGAAGAAGUGGAAACAGAAGUUCGACCUUUACAUGAAAGCCACGGGGCUGGACAAGAAAGAGGAAGACCGCAAGGUAGCUGUGUUUCUGCACGUAAUCGGGGACGAGGCACUCGAAAAAUAUAACACCUUUGGACUAAGUGAGGCGGAUGACAAGAAACUCAAUGCAGUGAUAAAAGCAUUUGAGGAUUUCUGCUCCCCGAAAGCAAACGAGACAGUGGAGAGACACGUGUUUUUAACGCGCGCGCAACAAAGUGGUGAAAAUUUUACGAAUUACUUAACAGACCUAAAAACGCUAAGUGCCACAUGUGGUUUUGGUAACCUCAAAGACAGCCUAAUAAAAGACAGAGUAGUCUGUGGAAUUCGCGACACCGAACUGAGGAACCGUUUACUGCGAGAAGAGAACCUAGAUCUGGAUAAAUGCAUACCGAUAUGCAGAGCAGUAGAACUGGCAGAUAUGCAAAUGAAGACGAUUGGUGAAGAUUCGAAAAUACACGUGAUAAAGAGAAAAGUCGAGAACCACGUGGCAACCGGAAGUUCGCGGAAGCAGACCGGGGGCGGCGAAAACAGCAAGACGUAUAGCGGCAACAACAAGGCAAGUGGUGGCGCUGGCAGGAGGUCGCCAUCUUCGUCCAACCAGCAGCGGGUUUGCCAGAAAUGCGGACGACAUCAUGGACUUCGCCAAUGCCCAGCGUUUGGUAAAGUAUGUAAUAAUUGUAAACGAAAAAAUCACUUUGCGAGAAUGUGCAAAAUUAAAAUAAACUCAGAGACUCGCGAUGAAAAAGUAGAUUCGUUGUAUGUCGGUAGCAUGGGGAGCUCUAGUAACGAAUUAGAUUGGACUGAACAGAUUACAAUAAAUAAUUUUUGCAAAAUUGAGGUAAAGCUAGACUCAGGUGCUAGAUGUAACGUCAUGCCAAUAAGUAAAUUAAUAAGUACUAAACUAAAAAGUACCAAGAUUGUUAAAACGAAUGUAAAAUUAACUGCAUAUGGUGGCCAGAGUAUAAGUGUUAUUGGCAAAUGUAGUUUAAAUUGUAAAUUUUCAAAUAGAGAAAGGGCAGAUUUAGAGUUUAUAGUAACCGAAAAUACUGAUAACCAGCCGGUGAUAAUAGGUUUACCUAGUCUAAUAGAACUCAACAUUGUGCAAAGAGUUCACAACAUAAAGGUAGAUGAUAAUGGUUCGUCGAUAGACAAAAUAUUAAAUAAAUAUAAAAAGGCAUUUGAAGGCAUGGGUUGCAUUACUAAUUUCAAAUAUGACAUUCAAUUAAAAACCGAUGCGAAACCUAACAUUGCAGCCGGCAGGAAAAUACCAAUUGCACUAAAUGACUUAGUGAAGGAAGAAUUGUAUAAGAUGGAAAAAGAUGGCAUAAUAAAAAAAGUUACUGAGCCAACUGAAUGGGUUCACCCUAUAGUAAUCAGCAAAAAAAAAGAAUGGUCAGAUCAGAAUUUGUAUAGAUCCAACUGCGCUUAA